Messenger RNA from Triticum turgidum subsp. durum (durum wheat), 591 nucleotides. The record is from the annotation of a GenBank genome assembly. Lineage: Eukaryota; Viridiplantae; Streptophyta; Magnoliopsida; Poales; Poaceae.
AUGGCGGUCAAGUCUCUAGUUCUUCUCGGUGUCGUAAUAGCCUCGCUCCUGCUUCUCUCCCAGGAUGUAGCACAUGCUAGAGAGCUCAUUGAUGCUAAAGAGUCCAAGGAGAAGAAUGUAAAACCUGCAGGAGGGCCGGGCUUGAAGGACGAGAAAUGGGGAGGUGGAAGCAAGCAUUAUGGAGGGUAUGGGAAUGGUGGGGGGUACGGUAACGGUGGAGGGUAUGGAAACGGUGGUGGAUAUGGAAACAAUGGGGGAGGCUAUGGAAAUGGAGGGUACGGAAACAAUGGUGGAGGAUAUGGGAGUGGAGGUGGAUACCAACAUGGUGGAGGAUACGGAAACAAUGGUGGUGGGUAUGGUGGAGGAUAUGGAAAUUCUAGGCAUGGUGGCGGUUAUGGCGGUGGAGGUUAUGGACCCGGAUAUGGCGGCGGUUAUGGUUAUCCAGGCAACGGUGGUGGAUUUGGCGGGGGCUCUAGUGGAGGAUACGGUGGUGGCGGUGGAUACGGUGGAGGUGGAGGAUAUGGUGGCGGUGGCGGGUAUGGUGGAGGUGGCGGUUAUGGCGGAGGAUCAGGUGGUGCCGGCUAUCCUUGA